AACUCACAGUCUUUAUUCACCCAUCACAGACCACUCAGAACUUAAUCCACGCUUAUCUUUAUCUUCCCUUCCUUCCUUCAUAUCCAGUUUCCAGUUCUAAGUUCUCAUUUAAACCCCCUGCACUAUUUUCCCUUAAUUUCCCACGCAGACACAUUUUACCCGUUCAUUUCUCUCUGCAGUUACUCAGAUUAAGACACGUUGCUCUUCUGAAGUCUGAUUAUUUUAUUUUUAUUUAUUUAUUUUUUCAAAGGCCACUAGUUUGAUUAGCCAUAUUCUCAAGGGUGUCUGUCUCUCCUGGUGUUUAAGUCGGAAUCUUGUGUAGACGCUUUUGAAUACCGGCGUGACUUCAACUAUAGAGCCUUUUGAAAGCUGUAGAAGUGCGGCGCAGUGUCAGAAUAUAGUCCUCUACCUUACCCUUUCCAUAUCACUCAGCCCUAUCUAUCCCUUGACUCCCCACGGCUCCCCACUACCUCCCCUCUCCCCUCCUACCUUAUUAGCCAGCCAUAUCACACUCAUCCCGGCCGCCUCACACUCCUCUCCUCCAUUCUUCCUGCUACGACAAUAGGGUGAAAUUGGCGAGAAGAGUUUGAUGGCCAGACACCAAUCGUGUAACAACAAUAACAGGCAAGAGAGAGACCAGAGUUCCCAUUGGUGGAGGCUGACUGGUGCUCUUUCAUUGGUCGUUAGGGGUGUGGCUUCUAUCUCCCUCGAGUUGUGAUUGGUUCGUUAUCGCUAGGACUCUCUCAGAUGCCUGAUAGCUAGUUCCGUCAUUAUCGCCUUCUGCAGAUUAACUGAUUGUGAUUUCGAAAGGUGUACGAGUGCUGAAGUCACUAUCAUCUGCGUCAGGAGGGCUGUGGGACGUGCAAAGGUCACCUACUGCUGCGUUGGGGAAGAAGAGGUAGAGGCGAAGCUGGGUGAAGGUCCAGGAGGAAGGAGCAAGGAGGAAGAAUCACUACCUGACAACUGGAUGGCUCUGGGAUACUGACAACAUCCUUCCAGAACCUCCCUCCCCCGCCCUUCCUCCCGAGACCAACGUGUCCCCAGCACCUCACCGCCACCUCGGCUUCACAGACCGCUGGAUCGCCCGCCUGGGGAGACACGACACACGCCACCACCUCUUCCAUCUCCCGCCCACCCGCUCAUGGACGCACCGCUCACUCCUGAAGAAGGAACGCGUGAAUUUGACUCCUGAGGGCGACGCUGAAGGGAAUUCGUUACUAGACCUCCAGUUUGUGACCAUGGCGCUGCUCUCCUCCUCUGGGAAGUGUGGGGAGAGUGGGGGAGGGUCGCCGCCCCCCGUUCGAGUACUUGGAAGUGGCGGGGGCGGCGGCAAUACGGAUCCCCUGCUGUCGCCUGCCCUGUACUGUCCUGUCCUGCCUCCCUGGCACCUCGCCCUGCUCACCCACCACGCCCUGCACGCCAGAGGACUAUCAGCUGGGACCCCGGCCGCUUACCUGCCCCUCCCCCCCAUGCUGGCCUCCAUGCCCCACGCCCAGAGCCUCCACCACCACAGGGCCGCCCAGGGACUCUCCAGCGGUGGUCUUCUGCAGAGCCCUAUGGAGACGCUACACGCAGGCCUUGGGAGACGUGACCUCCCUUCGCCAACCAAACACACGCUGACACCACCGCUGCCUGCCCGCCGCCUCGCACAGCCACGCCGCAGCUUCACCAUUGCGGAUUUGCUUGGAGGCGGCGAUGAUCUGCAGGAGGACACGAGGGGCGCUUCUUCCUCAACUUCACCCCCAGCAGGAGGCCACGACGCGUCCCUCAUGCAGACGGAGAGUGUGGGCGGACUGUAUGAUGAUCAGCACGAGUCUCCUUCGUCAGUGCACCAACAAGGAGAGUUUCCUGCAGCGUCAGAUCCCGGGAGUCGCUUCGAAUGGCUUCAAUGUACGCGUUAUCACCCGCCCAAGCUCCCGCGAGUGAAAGCGCCGUGAGGGAGGGCAGAAGAGAAAGCUUGGGCGCAAUCCCCGCGUUCCCUUCUCCUCCACGCAGCUGGCCGCCCUUGAGACCCGCUUCAGACAGUCCCAGUACCUCUCUUCCUGCGACGUGGCAGACCUCUCCGCCCUUCUUAACCUG
Portunus trituberculatus (swimming crab) is the source of this 2079-nucleotide messenger RNA. RefSeq lists its product as uncharacterized. The transcript has 4 exons. The record is from RefSeq and is a predicted model, not a curated record. Lineage: Eukaryota; Metazoa; Arthropoda; Malacostraca; Decapoda; Portunidae. The coding region runs from base 1239 to 1937 and encodes 232 amino acids.